This is a messenger RNA of Carya illinoinensis, 1187 nucleotides long. RefSeq names its product 14-3-3 protein 2-like. The coding region runs from base 47 to 820 and encodes 257 amino acids. Gene Ontology annotation, cellular component: cytoplasm. The transcript has 4 exons. The record is from RefSeq and is a predicted model, not a curated record. Gene Ontology annotation, biological process: signal transduction. Lineage: Eukaryota; Viridiplantae; Streptophyta; Magnoliopsida; Fagales; Juglandaceae.
CGUUCCCAAAGCAAACAAUCCCCGAUCUGACCCAGUUUUCCCCCAAAUGGCGACUCCCCCAUCCCGCGAGCAAAUUGUGUACCUGGCGAAACUCGCCGAGCAGGCCGAGCGCUACGACGAAAUGGUGGACUUCAUGAAGAGUCUCGUUUCUCUCUCGGGUUCCGAUGAACUCACCCCGGAGGAGCGCAACCUCUUCUCCGUAGCCUAUAAGAACGCUGCCGGCUCCCGCCGCGCCUCCUGGCGGAUCGUCUCCUCCAUCGAACAGAAGGAGGAGAGCCGCGGCAACUCCGACCACGUUUCCGCUAUUCGCGACUACCGUGCCAAGAUCGAGUCCGAGCUCUCCUCCAUCUGCGGUGGCAUUCUCAACCUGCUCGACUCCAACCUCGUUCCCUCUGCAUCCACUGGCGAAUCCAAGGUCUUUUAUCUGAAGAUGAGGGGCGAUUACCAGAGGUACUUGGCCGAGUUCAAGACCGGCAACGACCGCAAAGAGGCCGCCGAGAGUACUCUCACCGCCUACAAAGCUGCUCAGGAUAUUGCAAAUUCCGAGCUGGCUCCAACUCAUCCCAUCCGGCUAGGACUGGCUCUGAACUUCUCCGUGUUUUAUUAUGAGAUUUUGAACUCUCCUGACCGGGCUUGCGGCCUUGCAAAACAGGCUUUUGACGAAGCCAUCGCUGAGCUGGAUACGCUGGGAGAGGAUUCGUACAAGGAUAGCACUUUGAUAAUGCAGCUUCUUCGUGAUAAUCUCACUUUGUGGACUUCAGAUAUGCAGGAUGACGGUACGGAGGAGAUCAAAGAAUCCCCAAGUGAGCAGGAGAAGUGAAGUUUCUCCUCUAAGAUUAAUUAUUGUGCUUGUCCUCUGUUUUUAAUUGGAGAAGUUGCUAGGUCCCAUUAUUUACGGGACUCUGAGGUGUUGCAUGCCUCAUGCCUUGAUUUGUGAAUCGUAGAAUUCAUACUAGAUGUGUGAAAAGUGUCUUAUUUUUAUCGUUGAGCCUUUCUGUGGCUUUCCUUUCCAUUUACAGUUGAAGUCUCUCAGAAUCUCUAUGUUUAAUUACUUACUUUUGAUUAUGGAAGGACCAGCGCUCCUGGGUAAUGUUUGACAGAUAAUGUUAUCCCUGGAAACGGAAUUCCCUUCAAAACCUAUGUAUUUGGUUGGUUUUGUCGUUUUAUCACAUUUUAUUUUUCUAACC